AUGGCCACGGAUUCCAGCGAUGAAGGAGAUCUUCUGACACCAGAUGACCAAAAUACGUACAAAUCGGUCAGCGAAGAUGUCGAAGGCGAUGCCUUGGAGGUGGAAGAUGUCCGUGUACAGCGCAAGAAUGAUAUGGAAGAUGGUACGUAUUCUAAAACAAGAAACAGACAUCUGCAUGAAACAUCACCACCUAAACUGUUUCCAUGUCGCGACGUAGAGAUCUACAGAUGCCUGAAUAAGAUAUCUGAGGGGACAUAUGGGUCGGUAUACCGGGCACUAGACAAGCAAACCGGGGAAAUUGUGGCACUCAAACACAUCAAAUUUCACGAAUCGCACUGGAGGGAGGGAUUCCCAGUUAGCUAUUUAAGGGAAAUAUCUAUUCUCCUUGAACUGAACCACCCGAACAUACUAAGCGUGAAAGAGGUAGUCACCAACGAAGCCAGAGACCAGUACUAUAUGGUAAUGGAGUACGUAGAACACGAACUCAAGACGUUACUGCAAGAUAGAAGACCCGAUUUCACGCUAUCCGAACGAAAGUGUCUAAUCUACCAGCUUUUACUGGGGGUAGAAUACUUACACGCUCAUUGGGUGCUCCAUCGUGACCUUAAGACAACGAACAUACUUUACAACAACAGAGGAGUGCUAAAAAUAUGCGACUUUGGUAUGGCACGAAAAUUCGGACACCCUAUCAAAACAUACACGCAAAAUGUAGUUACCCAUUGGUACCGGGCUCCAGAGCUCUUCCUGGGACAAGAAAAAUACACGGAAGCUGUAGACAUAUGGUCUGUGGGAUGCAUUUUUGCAGAAAUCAUAAGUGGAAAACCCCUAUUCAUGGGUACUACUGACGCCGGUACGCUCGACAAAAUAUUCAGGUGUUGCGGGUCACCUACGAAGGAAACAUGGCCAGGAUACAAUGAAUUGCCUCUCGUAAAGGAUAGGAGGUUUCCAUUGUCACACCAUAAACCCAAUUUUCACGCUUACUUUAAGAAGGAAAUGACCACAAACGAUGGUUGUUACAUGACUGAGUCAGGAAUAGACCUUCUGAUGAAGAUGCUCACGCUGGACCCAACUAAACGCAUAUCGGCCAAAGAUGCACUGAAUCAUCCAUAUCUAACGACGGUAAGAAAUGAUAACGUUUCCAGAUGUUAUAUAUCGUCACAGGAAAAACCGAGACCACGAGCACUGGAACUCAUGCCAACAAUUCCUGACACGAACGCAAAGGCACGCGUAAAGCGUGCACAGGAGGAAGAAGACAGUAAAUUGUCAAGAUUCAUGGGACGCGUUAACCCGGUCAAGUUUCUCGCUCUAAUGGAAAAAGGAAGAGCGAAACGAUACAGGCACUGA
Molecule: messenger RNA, 1344 nt
Organism: Babesia sp. Xinjiang
Lineage: Eukaryota; Apicomplexa; Aconoidasida; Piroplasmida; Babesiidae
Product: Cyclin-dependent kinase G-2
Exons: 1
Coding region: 1-1344 (447 amino acids)
Biological process (GO): regulation of mitotic cell cycle; protein phosphorylation
Cellular component (GO): nucleus
Molecular function (GO): cyclin-dependent protein serine/threonine kinase activity; ATP binding
Source: RefSeq, a predicted model, not a curated record